Oenanthe melanoleuca is the source of this 2865-nucleotide messenger RNA. RefSeq names its product BTB domain containing 10 (gene BTBD10). Gene Ontology annotation, molecular function: protein binding. NCBI's taxonomy places the organism in Eukaryota, Metazoa, Chordata, Aves, Passeriformes, Muscicapidae. Gene Ontology annotation, biological process: positive regulation of phosphorylation. The record is from RefSeq and is a predicted model, not a curated record. Gene Ontology annotation, cellular component: cytoplasm. The transcript is spliced from 8 exons. The coding region runs from base 712 to 2160 and encodes 482 amino acids.
GGGAGAGCCGAGCGGGGGGAAGGAGUUCGGGAACAUUUCCCGGGGUGUGCGUGUGCUGGGGCUGAUCCCUGCCCAGGAGAGCCGUGCCAAGGGAAGUGGCAGGAACCUUUUCCUGGCGGUGUGCGUGUGUCGGGUGAAGCUGCGGGAACAUUUCCCGGCGGUGUGCGUGUGUCGGGUGAAGCUGCGGGAACAUUUCCCGGCGGUGUGCGUGUGUCGGGUGAAGCUGCGGGAACAUUUCCCGGCGGUGUGCGUGUGUCGGGUGAAGCUGCGGGAACAUUUCCCGGCGGUGUGCGUGUGUCGGGUGAAGCUGCGGGAACAUUUCCCGGCGGUGUGCGUGUGUCGGGUGAAGCUGCGGGAACAUUUCCCGGCGGCGGUGGCGGGGCUGAGGAAGCUGCGGGAACACUUCCCGGCCGUGCGUGCGCGGAGCCCGGGACCGGAAUAGCUGCGGCAGCCGGGGCUGGCCCUGCCCUGCCCUGCCGUGCCCUGCCCUGCCCGGCCGUGCCCAAUGGCUGCGGGCCCGCGGCAGUGCGGGGUCACACGUCAUGGCUGAGGCACAGAAACCCCAGACACUCGGCAUCCAGCGCGCUCUGCGAGCCGCUCUCCGCGCAUCCUGCCGCGGAAGGUGAUGGAGGGAAAAGUGCGGCUCGCCGGCGGUGCCCUGAGCUACUGAGGAAGCGAUGGAAAUAUCAAAUAUGCUCAACUUAACAAGUGAUGCCAAAGGAUGCUGAUCUGGCUUUCAAAGCUGCCUUUUUGGAAGGAACAGAAUUCCUUUGUGCUCUGAUACCGAAAUUGUUCCCGUGCUUCUGUGUUUCCUCCCUGAUAGACACGAGAGGAAGCACCUCAUCCCGUGUUGCUAAAGGAAUAGACUACAGCAAAAUGAGUCUCCACGGUGCGAGCGGUGGACACGAGAGGUCGAGGGACAGGCGCAGAUCCAGCGACAGAUCUCGUGACUCGUCCCACGAACGAGCAGAAUCUCAGCUCACUCCGUGCAUCAGGAAUGUCACUUCACCAACAAGACAGUAUCACUCUGACCGCGAGAAGGAUCACAGUUCAUCCCGGCCCAGCAGCCCCCGGCCCCAGAAGACAUCCCCCAAUGGUUCAGUUGUCAGCAUGGGCACCAGCAGCAGGAACAGCAGCCAGUCCAGCUCAGAUGGCAGCUGCAAGGCUGGUGGGGAAAUGGUGUUUGUGUAUGAAAAUGGCAAAGAGGGAGCUCGGAACGUCAGAACCUCCGAGCGAGUAACGCUCAUCGUGGACAACACCAGAUUUGUUGUGGAUCCCUCCAUCUUCACUGCACAGCCUAACACAAUGUUGGGCAGGAUGUUUGGAUCAGGCAGAGAACACAACUUUACACGACCCAAUGAGAAAGGAGAGUAUGAAGUUGCUGAAGGAAUUGGCUCCACUGUGUUUCGUGCUAUUCUGGAUUACUACAAGACUGGGGUGAUACGCUGUCCUGAUGGGAUAUCUAUUCCUGAGCUGAGAGAAGCAUGUGACUAUCUCUGUAUCUCCUUUGAGUAUAGUACUAUAAAAUGCAGAGAUCUGAGUGCUCUCAUGCACGAGUUGUCAAAUGAUGGUGCUCGCAAGCAGUUUGAGUUUUACCUGGAAGAAAUGAUUCUGCCAUUAAUGGUAGCCAGUGCUCAAAGUGGGGAGAGGGAGUGCCACAUCGUUGUGCUGACAGAUGAUGAUGUUGUUGACUGGGAUGAAGAGUAUCCCCCCCAAAUGGGAGAGGAGUAUUCACAAAUUAUUUACAGCACAAAGUUGUAUAGAUUCUUCAAAUACAUUGAAAACAGAGACGUGGCCAAAUCAGUUCUGAAGGAAAGGGGGCUCAAGAAGAUCCGGCUGGGCAUCGAAGGGUACCCCACGUACAAGGAGAAGGUGAAGAAGCGGCCGGGCGGGCGGCCCGAGGUGAUCUAUAACUACGUGCAGCGGCCGUUCAUCCGCAUGUCGUGGGAGAAGGAGGAGGGCAAGAGCCGGCACGUGGACUUCCAGUGCGUGAAGAGCAAAUCCAUCACCAACCUGGCGGCGGCGGCGGCCGACAUCCCGCAGGACCAGCUGGUGGCGCUGCACCCCACGCCGCAGGUGGACGAGCUGGACAUCCUGCCCAUGCACCCGGCCCCCGGCAGCAGCGAGCCCGAGGCCGAGGGCCAGAACCCCCCGCUGUGACGGCGCCCCGCUCCAGCAUGCUCCCUGGGAGGCUGCUCUCAGCCCCUGCCCCUGCAGUGCCACCUCCUCUCUGUGUCCCGCUCCCGAGGAUGCCGCAGGGGCCUCCGGGAGAGCGCGGCUCCGGGCUGGGCUCGCUGACGUUCGUGUCUGUGUUUGCCAGUAGGUGUGUGACGUUGGUGACUCCUGAGCUGGCCUGGCCCCGCUCCACGGCCCCGGAAGCUGAGUGGGAAUUGAUAGUAGCACUUUACAAAUGGUUGAGAAGUGGAAUUUGAAGCCAUUUUUUAUAAAUGUAUUGCACAAUACUAACAAAGUGCUUCUAUCAAAGGUAUUAACUGUACAUAGUUUUGCUCUGAAUAGAUUGACCCUUUUAAAGUUAUUGUAUAUGGUUGAGCACAAAACUAUUUACUCCUGGGUUUUUGGAUUGAGGAUGUGAUUCAAUGACCCAUGUAACAUCUUGUUCGAGUUCUUUAGUGAAUUUUUUCACUCGUUUGCAGCGUGAGCCAUGUUCAAAAAUUGUGAACAACGGACAGGGGCUUUAUCCUAAAUUUUGCCUUACCUUAAGCUGUUCACAAAUAUUUAUUUAAUACAUUUUUCAUAAGUGUCACGAAAUAGGAAAAUGCAAAUGGUUCAUUCUUCAUUUAUUAAUGAUUGUAAACAAGUUUUUCAUGCAAAUAAAGUUUCCAUUAUUUUAAUGGGCUUGAAUUA